Molecule: messenger RNA, 1352 nt
Organism: Pipra filicauda (Wire-tailed manakin)
Lineage: Eukaryota; Metazoa; Chordata; Aves; Passeriformes; Pipridae
Gene: MYDGF
Product: myeloid derived growth factor
Exons: 6
Coding region: 40-555 (171 amino acids)
Biological process (GO): positive regulation of angiogenesis; positive regulation of endothelial cell proliferation
Source: RefSeq, a predicted model, not a curated record
ACCCCUCCCGCCCGCCGUAGCCUGCGCUUCCUUUCCAAGAUGGCGGCGCCCACAGGGAGGAGCGGCCGGCGGGCGUGGGCCGCGCUUGUCCCCGCUGCCCUGCUAUGCCUGGCGGCCCGGGCGGCCGCGGAACCGGGCGCGGAACCGGGCUCGGUCGGGUUCGACGUGCGACCCGGCGGAGAGGUUCACUCCUUCUCCCGGAGCCUGGGGGAUUACAGCUGCACCUUCACCUACUCAUCCCAGGGAGGGACCAACGAGCAAUGGCAGAUGAACGUUGGGAUCAGCGAGGACAACGGGCUCUUCUCCUGCUCCAUCUGGAGGCCCCAGGGGAAGUCUUAUCUCUUCUUUACCCAGUUUAAAGCUGAAGUGAAAGGAGCCAAGAUAGAGUAUGCCAUGGCUUAUUCUCAAGCUGCUGUGGGUGCCCAGAACGACAUCCCCUUAAAACAGGAAGAGUUUGAAGUCACCGAAACAACAGUGUCUCACAGGGAAGGCAAGUUCCGUUCUGAACUGUCCAAGCUCAUGAUUGUAGCAAAAACACCCCGUGACGAGCUGUGACCCCCGAGGCCAGCCCUGGGCAGGGUGUUUUGGCCAGAAGGACGUGGCAGGAAAAGAAGAUUCCUGGUUUAAAUGAGGGGUUUUUUUUUUGUUUUUCUUUUUGGGGUUGGCCAAACUUUCCUGUUUUUCAAUACUGAAACGUGCUGGGGUCCGACACGAGUGGGGCUUGGAGGUGUGAGAGGGCACAUUUAAUUCUGUCUUGUGUCAGAGUAACAACGUGCUUUUGCAGCUGGAAACCUCCCUGGAGAUUCCUGAUCCACAGGCAGCCAUUCUGGGCCCUCCUCCUGCUUGGCUGAUCUGCUGAAUGUGGCACAGGGGGCUCCUUAUCUCCCUUGCUGGGAAGAGCAGUGCAGGAAGAUAAGUGAGUGGCUGGAUUUAAGCAGGGUUUGCUGAAGGGAAGUUGUUAACUCUGUAGCCUCUGGAGGGGAGAUGGGAUUUCUCCCUCCACCAGCGUGGCAGGAGGAAAUAAUUCAUUUAGGGAGGAGGAGAGGAUGGAGUUGGCCAAAGCUCUCUUGAGACUCUUUAUGGAGAGAUCAUCCCUGGGGUGGAUGCCCUGGACCUGCCAGAGCUGGGCUGGGAUGGCUUGGAUGGGGGGGAAGGCAGAGCAGCUUAUUCUGACACAACCAGGAAUCAAUCCAAGCAGCACUUCCACGUCUCAGCACAACCACAAGACUGUUUUAUACCUACAGGAAAAGUGAUUUUUUUUUUUUUCUUAUCUAGAGUAAUAACAGGGAAUGUGCAAUCCCUUUCCUGUGUAAAUCCAGCACAAAUAAAGCAAUGAAGCAGCGUGCUCUGGC